AUGCAGUCAUCCAAUAAAUCGCAGAUGCUGGUUAAGUUGGCUCAGAAAAUACAGGAGAGGAGGAUCCAGCCACCGAUUAAAAAACAGGAUAAACAUGAGAAGCCUAUCAUGACAAUAACCUCGGUGACGUCAGCGGCUCCUAAGGCGGAGACAGUGGAGACAUCGGAAAAACCGACGGACAUUGAUGUGGCUGCCUUAAGUUCCACAAUCCUUGCCAGCUUGCUGGAGGUGGAUAUGGAGGUGCCAAACACCAAGUUCAAAACGGCAGCGACUCACAAAAAGCAGCCUCGCAAGAAGACAACGAACAAACCCAAUCCAGCGUUACUCCAACUGGAACGGAAACGUAUGGAAGAAAUGAAGAGGUCCGAUGUCAAGUUGAAAAUGAAGGUGGUGGUGAAGUUGAGGAGAGCUGAGGAUGAGUUCGAGGUUGCUCGCCGAUGGGCGGAAGAUAAUAAGAAGCGUCAGCAAGAAUAUGUUGAAGAUACGAACAAAACAACUGAACAAGUGGGUUCCGAGGACACUGCCUCUAUUGAAAGUCCGCCAAGUAAAGACCUGUCUAAAUCUCCACCUACAACCGAAGACGUAGAAGACACCUCCAUGACAAACAAUGAAGCUGAAAUCACAAACAAUGAGGUCCCCGAACCUGAAGAAGAUCAGGCAACGUUACAGGAACCUGAAGAUACAAGCAAUUUGGAAAGCAACAAGCAAACCGAAAAACAGCCCGACACUUUGGAAACAAUAGAAGAACUCACGGAUGGUAAAGAACAAAUAUCUGAGAAGGAUCAGGAUGAAGACCCAAAAACAAACAAAGCGACUGUGACGGAAAAUACUGAAGACAAAGAGAAGGAACACCCAGAAACUAAAGACACUGAAAGUGAUCAAAUAAAAGACACUGUUGCUGAUUCUAAUGACGAAAAGGUCCUUUCGGAGAAAGAAACGAAUGUGGAUGCGGAAAAUAAGGAUAAAUGUGACGAUGCGGAAGAAAGUCCAGGAAUUGAAAAGGCUGUAGAAGAAAAGACAGCCGAGCCCAUGGAAACUGGUAGUGAAAGUGGGGAACCCUCUACUGGACUCGUAGAAAGCAUGGAUACGGAAUCGCUAGAAACUCCAAAGGAACUGAUGGAAUGCGGCUUGGACGACGACAUAGGCAUGGAUGGCAUAGAGCUGAGUGACGCCACAGAAGAGCUUAUCAAAGCAUUAAGCCGACCGAGCCCGGCUGCUUCCGAAACCCCAAAAGAAGACGAGACUGAUCUGGAUGGUAAUGAUCUAAUUGAUGAACUACCACUGGAGACGGCAGAGCCACCAGAAAUUCUUUUAAGGGAGGAUGACAACGACAAGGUAGACAGCUCAUCCAAACAAGCCGGAGAAGCUGCUCUAACUAGUACGGAUGGAAAUGAGAAAAGUGCUGAGGAAGCACCUGGGACCGACUCAGUGGAUGACGCACUUCCACAAACUGCGCCUAUCAAGGGCUAGUGUGUGGUGAUUAGGGUUCGGUCCAAUAAAUCCUAGGUUUGAAUCGCAAUUUUUUGUUUUCCAUUUUUUUUUCCAUGAACUUGCAACCUUUGAAAAAUGAAUUUUCAGCUUACAUUCGUUUCCUAGCUUAAGGUCAGUGUAUAAACAAAGUCGGAUCAAUACUAAAACAUUUUUGAAUUUCCCCCAAUGCCAUAGGAUUAGUUGUUGCAUUUAAGAAUGCAUUGUUAUGUUUCCAAGAAGUUUGUAAAGCCUGCAAUCCCAAGGAAUGUUUGGAACAAUUGAAAACGGAAACCGGAUUCCAUGGCUUCUUCAUGUUUAUUCAAAAUUGAAUAUACGAGCGGAGGAAUAAAGCCAGAUGCACUUAAUUAUUCAAUAAGUGAUUAAUGGAUAUUAAUAAAUGUGUGUAGU
Drosophila bipectinata is the source of this 1878-nucleotide messenger RNA. The record is from RefSeq and is a predicted model, not a curated record. NCBI's taxonomy places the organism in Eukaryota, Metazoa, Arthropoda, Insecta, Diptera, Drosophilidae.